Humulus lupulus (European hop) is the source of this 1569-nucleotide messenger RNA. RefSeq names its product cysteine synthase 2. Gene Ontology annotation, molecular function: cysteine synthase activity. Gene Ontology annotation, cellular component: cytoplasm. The record is from RefSeq and is a predicted model, not a curated record. The transcript has 6 exons. Lineage: Eukaryota; Viridiplantae; Streptophyta; Magnoliopsida; Rosales; Cannabaceae. Bases 128 to 1378 code for a protein of 416 amino acids.
UUUAAUUAAGCCCUUUAACACAGUCAAAUUUAGUUUGAAAAAAUAAGAGUCAAAUUUACCAAUCGAGCUCCCAAUUCAGAACCACCACUGCCGCUGCCGCUGCCACCACCGCCGCCGACGACCGCCAAUGGCUCCUGUGAGUACCACGGGAGCUAUUGUCGCGGCAGUCUCGAUCGUCGUGGCAUCUCUUUUCGUCUGCAACAUAAAGUCUAAGUCUUCCUCCAAAAGAACCACACUUUCGAAGAAAAAAUCAAGAGAGGGGCUAAUCGGUGCUAUUGGCAACACUCCUCUAAUUCGCAUAAACAGUCUCUCUGAAGCAACUGGCUGCGAAAUACUUGGAAAGUGCGAGUUUUUGAACCCAGGAGGGAGUGUGAAAGAUAGAGUUGCAGUGAAAAUUAUUGAAGAGGCUUUGGAAUCUAGAAAGCUUGGUCCUGGUGGGGUAGUAACUGAGGGGAGUGCUGGAAGCACUGCCAUUAGUCUUGCCACUGUUGCUCCUGCUUAUGGUUGUAAAUGCCAUGUGGUUAUUCCAGAUGAUGCUGCUAUUGAGAAGUCUCAAAUUAUUGAAGCAUUGGGAGCCACUGUGGAAAGAGUAAGGCCAGUGUCAAUUACUCACCGAGACCACUAUGUUAAUAUUGCAAGGCGACGAGCUUCAGAAGCAAAUGAACUGGCAUUGAAGCUUUUUACAAAAUCUGAAGAAAUUAAUGGUUGCCAAACUGAUGGAGAGGAAAAGAGUUCGUGUCUAUCUAUGAAUUCUAAAGGAGGUUUCUUUGCCGAUCAAUUUGAAAACCUGGCAAACUUUCGUGCUCACUACGAAGGUACUGGACCUGAAAUUUGGGAGCAGACAGAAGGAAACUUAGACGCGUUUGUGGCUGCAGCUGGAACGGGUGGCACUUUGGCCGGAGUUUCCAAGUUUCUUCAGGAGAAGAAUCCAAAUGUGAAGUGCUUUCUCGUAGAUCCUCCUGGUUCUGGUUUGUUCAACAAGGUGACUAGGGGAGUGAUGUAUACUAAAGAGGAGGCUGAAGGAAGAAGGCUAAAGAAUCCGUUCGAUACAAUAACAGAAGGCAUUGGAAUCAAUAGAAUUACACAGAAUUUUAUGAUGGCGAAACUUGAUGGGGCUUUUCGCGGCACGGAUAUGGAAGCUGUUGAGAUGUCACGGUUCCUCUUAAAGAAUGAUGGGCUCUUUCUGGGGAGUUCUUCGGCCAUGAACUGCGUUGGAGCUGUUAAAGUGGCCCGGUCUAUUGGUCCUGGUCACACCAUUGUAACCAUAUUAUGUGACAGUGGGAUGAGACAUUUGAGCAAGUUUUACAGUGCUGAAUAUUUGUCUCAGUUUGGUUUGACACCAAAGGCAAGUGGAUUAGAGUUCAUGGGCAUCAAAUAAGAUCAGAACCGUUUCCUUUUGACACCUUUUGCCUCACAUUCAAGCAAAUCCCAAAAUUUUGCCCUUGUAAUAUUUGAGAGAGAGAGAGAGAGAGAUUUGAGCUCUGUAAUUAAUUUUACAGUUCAAAGUUAUAAUUUUUAGAUUCUUUAGUUACAUACUGAAAGUACUGAAUUUAGUAUUUCAUUACUUAA